Molecule: messenger RNA, 2519 nt
Organism: Beta vulgaris subsp. vulgaris (sugar beet)
Lineage: Eukaryota; Viridiplantae; Streptophyta; Magnoliopsida; Caryophyllales; Amaranthaceae
Product: casein kinase 1-like protein 11
Exons: 14
Coding region: 719-2113 (464 amino acids)
Biological process (GO): endocytosis; signal transduction; peptidyl-serine phosphorylation
Cellular component (GO): cytoplasm; nucleus
Molecular function (GO): protein serine/threonine kinase activity; ATP binding
Source: RefSeq, a predicted model, not a curated record
UGUUUUUCCAUAUUUUUGAGACAAAAAUCACAGUGCGAGAGAGAAGAGAAGGUGGUGGUGGAGAUAGAAUAGAGAAGAGAGAGAGAAGGAGAGGGAAAAGAAAAACAAAAAAAAGGCGAUUACUAAAUCAAAAACAAAUAAAAAUAAAUUCUUUGAUGAACCCAUAAAAAAGAGAGAAAAAAAAGCUUCGGCUCCCUCAUUUCCUCUCUUUUUCUCUCUCUUUUUGUCUGUCUCUUUUGUUAUCUCCCUCCCUCACCAAACCAAGUUUAAAAAAAUCAAUAAAAUUGUGAAUUUUCAUUACUUUUUCCCCAAAAAAAUUUGAUUUUUGGAUUAAUUGCUCCUUAGGUUGCUUUUUUUUUUUUUUUGUGGGUAUGUGUAAUUUAAUUGAGGGUCCUUCAAAAUUUUGGUGAUUUCUUUGUUUGGGGAAUUCUGUUGUUUUGAUGGGUAAUGUGGGUUGGUUUUGAUUAUCUAAAAUUUGGGAAAAUUGUAUCUGAUAAAUUGUUGGAUCGGUGGAAUUGAUGUGAGUUGUGGGUGGUAUGAUCUGGGUAGUUAUGUUAGCAAAGAAGAAAAUUAUGAGAAGUAAUUUUUGAUUUGAUUGGUUUCGGUGGAUUAAGUUGAUCCACCAGAAUAAUUGAGGAAAAGGGUUUGAAUUUUGAGAUUAAAAAAUCUUUGCUUUAUUUUUUGAAGAUAAAAGUUCGGGUCUUUUAUUGUCCACUGUAUGAUGGAUCUUGUAGUUGGUGGAAAGUUUAAGCUGGGUCGUAAGAUUGGGAGUGGUUCAUUUGGUGAACUUCAUUUGGGGACCAAUAUAACAAACGGAGAGGAAGUUGGUGUCAAGUUGGAACCUGUGAAAACAAGGCAUCCACAGCUUCAUUACGAGUCAAAAUUAUACAUGCUUCUUCAAGGAGGGACUGGAAUUCCUCAUUUGAAGUGGUUUGGAGUUGAGGGUGAGUACAAUGUCAUGGUGAUUGACCUUCUUGGGCCUAGCCUUGAGGAUCUCUUUAAUUAUUGCACCCGAAAGUUCUCUCUGAAAACUGUUUUGAUGCUUGCUGAUCAGUUGAUCAGCAGAGUUGAAUACAUGCAUUCCAGAGGCUUUCUUCACCGUGAUAUUAAGCCUGACAAUUUCCUGAUGGGCUUGGGGAGGAAAGCAAACCAGGUUUACAUCAUUGACUAUGGCCUUGCAAAGAAGUAUAGAGAUCUUCAAACUCACAAGCAUAUACCAUAUCGGGAAAACAAAAAUCUCACUGGCACUGCCAGAUAUGCCAGUGUUAACACUCACCUUGGCGUAGAACAAAGCCGGAGGGAUGAUCUGGAGUCUCUUGGUUACGUGCUUAUGUACUUUCUGAGAGGAAGCCUUCCUUGGCAAGGACUAAAAGCAGGGACUAAGAAGCAGAAGUAUGACAGGAUCAGUGAGAAGAAGAUGUUGACUCCUAUAGAGGUUCUUUGCAAGUCAUAUCCAACAGAGUUUACGUCAUACUUCCAUUAUUGCCGAUCGUUGCGUUUUGACGACAAGCCUGAUUAUUCAUACUUGAAGAGACUAUUCCGUGACUUGUUUAUACGCGAAGGCUAUCAAUUUGAUUAUGUUUUUGACUGGACAAUACUGAAGUAUCCUCAGCUUGGUGCUGGUUCGAGACUAAAGGUACCUUCUGGGAAGACAGGUGGACAUGCUGGACCAUCUGCUGAGAGAGCUGAUAAACAUUCGGGGAAAGAGGUCCGUGAAAAGUUUCCUGCUGCUGUUGAGGCUUUCUCGAGGAGGAAUUCAUCUGGUGGGCACGGUGAUUCAUCAAGACACAAGUCUACAGAGGUGGUAAUGUCCUCGAAAGAUUUGCCUGAUUCUAUGAGAAGCAGCCAUACCUCUACUCGGCCCAGCAGCACGUCAAGAAGGGCUGUGGCUUCAACCAGCAGACCUAGUUCUUCUAAUGGACCCAGUGAGCGAUCCAGUCGUUUAGUCUCAGGUAGUGGGCGCUUAUCCACCAGUCAAAGACUGAAAUCUGGGUCUGAGCCCAGCAGGUUGGGAACCCCUUCUCGUCCCCCAACCGCAAAUAAAGGUGUUAUCGAUGACGCUGUUCGAAGCUUUGAGUUCCUGUCAAUUGGUAGAGAGAAGAUCAGGAAAUAACAAGUUGAGUUAUUAUAUUCUCAGAGGCUGAGAGCUGACUGACCCUCUUAUUCAGUUGCUGUGAGUCUAAGGUGCAGUAAAGGUUUCAACGUGUUAUUGAUUUCAAAAUUGUGGAGGAACUAGACAUGGGGAUACAUGCUGCUGUAUGCUAGCAGUUUGUGCUGGGUCUUCUAAGCUGAUAGCAGCCUCUCUUUAUCUUUUAGUAUCCCCCCACCCCCCUCUUCUCCAUUGGAGUUCUAAUGUCUACUUUGUAUCGCGCGCUGUAAUCUUGUUCCAUAUUAGAUCAAACGAUUGUCAAGGUUCAAAAAAAUUGUUUUACUGUUGUGUAUUUUUUAAAAUCGUGUAAAAAAUAAUGAGUGGAAAUGUAUGCAUUACGUGUCUUCCAUAUUGUACUUGUUAGUUGUUA